AUGCAAAAACCCGAGAGUGACUCUGGCGCAGCUGUUGCGCCCACGCCCACAUCGCCUUGUCAAGGUCGAGCUAUCGGCUUUCUGGACUUAUCUGGGGAACUCCGGAACUACAUAUACGAGUAUGCAGCUGAGCAGAGCAUUCUGGUGAAGCUCUCGCACAACCCUAGCCUCACUAAGAACAACAUCGACUAUAUCGCUCAAGAUCGUACGCUCCUUGGUCUCACACGAACCUGUAGACAGGUCCGCGAUGAGCUUUUGCCCAUCUACCUCACAACGACCACCAUCGCAAUUCCAUAUUACCAGGUCGAUCAGUAUAUCUCCACGUUUGUCGAUCCACAACAUGGCACCUACGACGAUGCGGUCGGUAGUAUCAUCUUGCUGAGGCCGAGGGUUUUAGCAACACGUCAUUCCGUCAAUAUACUCCCAUUGGUCAAAAUCAUCGCUCGGGCGCCACGCUUGAUUGCACGCUUUCUCAACGAGGACACCAAUGACUUCCGCCAGAACAGCUUGUUCAACUCGCUGCUCAACACCCAUCGCAACCCCCGCUGGAAUGUCUACGCAAAAAACUGCCUUUCUCAGAUCACCAUCAGCAGUUGUACGAAUGAAGGUCUAAAGACCACAAUCGUGGUCAAGAAAGAGUGGGCGGAAAGCUGGAUGGGUCCCGACUUCUAUAAGAAGACUGAGUAUCUCAACGCAGCAAUGACAUGGAGUAAACGUAUUGGUCUCAACAGGAAUAGUGGCAAGUACAGUUCGCUCCUCUAUCACUUUGGCCAUAUAGUUCCGGAAACUUCUGCGACGUCAGCGGAGCUCGACCGUGAAUGA
Molecule: messenger RNA, 822 nt
Organism: Alternaria conjuncta
Lineage: Eukaryota; Fungi; Ascomycota; Dothideomycetes; Pleosporales; Pleosporaceae
Exons: 2
Coding region: 1-822 (273 amino acids)
Source: RefSeq, a predicted model, not a curated record